This is a messenger RNA of Serendipita indica DSM 11827, 1686 nucleotides long. NCBI's taxonomy places the organism in Eukaryota, Fungi, Basidiomycota, Agaricomycetes, Sebacinales, Serendipitaceae. The record is from the annotation of a GenBank genome assembly.
AUGUCGAAAGUAAAGGCAUUCAUUCACAAGCUCGAGGUCGACCAUCCUCCGGGGCUCACUAACACGGAGCUUUUCCUCAGUAACGAUGAUCUGCGACCUGUUCCCCCUCAUCAGCGAACAUGGAAGCACAGGAACUUUAUCGCCUUCUGGAUCGCCGACUGCUUCAACAUCAACACCUGGAUGAUUGUGUCCAGCAUGAUCACCAGCGGUCUUUCCUGGUGGCAAGCCUGGAUUUGUGUUUGGCUAGGAUACGGUAUCGUCUCACCGUUCAUCGUCGCCAAUGCUCGUCCCGGUGCUAUGAACCACAUCACGUUCCCGGUGGUCGCUCGGACAUCGUUUGGUAUCUGGGGUUCCCUUUGGUGCACAUUCAACCGCGGUGCAAUGGCGUGCAUCUGGUACGGUGUCCAGGCUAGCAUUGGUGGCUCCUGCGUGUACACGAUGCUAAGAAGCAUGUGGCCGAGCGUCGCCAACAUCCCCAAUGGCCUCCCAGCCAGUGCCGGAAUCGACACGAAGGACUUUAUGUGCUUCUUCCUCUUCUCCCUGAUAAACGCCAUCUUCAUCUGGUUCCCUAUGCACAAGAUUCGCCACCUCUUCACCGCCAAGGCAAUCUUUGCGCCAGCUGCUGGUAUCACUUUCUUCAUCUGGGCGAUUGUCAAGGCCAAGGGUGUCGGCCCUAUUGUUCACCAACCCGGUACCAAACAUGGAUCUGACCUGGGAUGGACGAUGGUUGUCUCUAUCAUGAGCUGCAUCUCAAAUAUGGCAACGCUCGUUGUAAACGCUCCAGACUUUGCUUCCCGUGCCAGCACUCCUAGCGCCGCCGUCUGGCCACAGCUCAUCUCCGUACCUGUCGGUUUCAGUAUGGUCAGCUUCCUCGGUAUCAUUGUCUCCUCCAGCUCCAGCGUCAUCUUCGGAGAAGCAGUGUGGAGCCCCAUCGCUCUUCUCAACAAAUUCCUCGACCCCGACCCGACUACCGGUCAUGGACCGAGUGGUGCCACACGCUUUGGUGUCUGGUUCAUCUCCGCGAGCUUCAUUCUCGCUCAAAUCGGCACAAACAUCUCUGCCAACUCAAUCUCCGCAGGAUGUGAUCUGACGGCUCUUCUUCCACGCUUCAUCAAUAUCCGCCGUGGUGGCUACAUCGCCGCCAUUGUUGGCUUGGCCAUGUGCCCGUGGAACCUCCUCAAGGAUUCAAACAGUUUUACUUCCUAUCUUUCCGCCUACUCGGUCUUCUUGAGCUCGAUUGCUGGUGUCAUGAUCACGGAGUAUUGGCUCAUUCGUCGUGGACAUUACCGUGUCACAGAUCUCUACACGACCCGCAAGGAUGGAUGGUACCACUACUUCCAUGGUAUCAAUCUUCGAGCUUAUGCUGGAUACAUCUCUGGUAUCCUAAUCAAUGUUGUUGGUUUCGCCGGUGCCACUACUGCAAAAGUGCCAAUUGGAGCAACUAACAUUUACCGAGUUUCUUUCUUCUCCGGCUUCAUCGUCUCGUCCACAAUCUACUUUAUUUGUUCCAAGAUUUGGCCCCCCUCCGGCUCCUUCCAAAAGUUUGAGGAAGUCGACGAGACCAAGUGGGAAGAGGAACACUUUGUCGAGAAGGACAAACGAAGAGACGAAGAAGCGAGCUUGGACGAAAAGGACAAGAGCAGCAACGAGGACGCAACAGCUGCCGAAGUCAGGCCCGUUCAAUAG